Molecule: messenger RNA, 1149 nt
Organism: Angiostrongylus costaricensis
Lineage: Eukaryota; Metazoa; Nematoda; Chromadorea; Rhabditida; Metastrongylidae
Source: the annotation of a GenBank genome assembly
AUGGAACAGAAGUCUAAGAGUGAUCUGAAUCUGACGGCGAGAAAUCUCUUGUCGAUCCAGCGUAUCGAUCCGUGUGCUGUUGCGAUUCUUGACAAGGCCACUCAUGCUGCUAAGUAUAAUUUUGAUGUAACGGCUAAGGCUUGGACGAGGACUUAUAUUGAAGGAGCCUUAUUUAUCAUUCAAAGGGCUGACAAGCCCUAUUUUAGUCUCAUCAUCGCUAACCGCCAAUCAUUGGACGACAUGGUAGAACCGGUUAAUCCCCUUACAAAGAUGAACAGUGAAGGCCACUAUUUGUUUUUCUGUAAACCCGACAAUCAGAUUUACGGAUUAUGGUUUUUCUCUGCUGAAGACUGCGCCCGUUUGUACAAUCUACUCAAGAAGUUACAAGAAGAUAUAAAAGCUGGAAAGAUACCUACGCCACCUAAAAAAGAUGAAAUGAAUUACUUGCCCGAAUCAGUUGCACCACCAAGUGAGUCAAACCAGCUUCUCGAACUUUUGAAAUCUACUCAGCCAACUUCAUCCGCACAGAGUAAUCACCGAGAGAAUUUGACGCGUCCCACUUCUGCUACGUUAGAGAAGUCGGACAAGGAAAGAUUUAAACAAAAGGAAGAGGAAGUUCGUGAAACAGCUGCUCCAGUGUCAGAAAUGCCAGUCUUGCUUCAGAAGCUUAUGAUACAGGAGCAGCCGAAACUUAUUUCAAAAGCAGCGUCGACCAUGUUAACGUCAGAGGAUCUUGAAAAAGAUCUACUCCGUUCAGCGAAACCGAAGCACACUCAAGUGCAGGAUAUGUUGACAUCCACUUCAGCCGCUUCUUUAGCGGCACUGUCAAAUCGUUCUGUUCAUGGAAGUGAUGGUGAAGCUGAUCCGAAUGAUGUUGACUCGACAGUGAGCAGUCGUGUUGUUGCGGAUGAUUCGAUUUUCACUGUCGGAUCUGGAUCUACUACUCCUCCUCUCAACAAAUUGCAGAAUGCUUAUAUUUAUCAAGAUCGACUUUCCAUUAACAUCGGCAUUGAUCAAAUCGAUGACAUUCAAGAUGAAGUGAAAAUCCUCAAGCAGCAGCCGGCGCCACACGCAAAGUUCGAAGAUCUUUGUGUAGAUGAUAGAUGCGAGGAAACGAAUCGAAUCUGUGAAAUGCGAAGAUCCGCAUAG